Molecule: messenger RNA, 693 nt
Organism: Batrachochytrium dendrobatidis JAM81
Lineage: Eukaryota; Fungi; Chytridiomycota; Chytridiomycetes; Rhizophydiales
Exons: 4
Coding region: 1-693 (230 amino acids)
Biological process (GO): vacuolar proton-transporting V-type ATPase complex assembly
Cellular component (GO): Vma12-Vma22 assembly complex
Source: RefSeq, a predicted model, not a curated record
AUGAGCGUAUCUAAAACAGAUUCAGAGCAAUCCGUACCGCCAUUUGAUCCAGACUGUCAUGUGCUACAUAUUCUAGACUUGGUGGAUGAAUGCAUUACACGACAAGAUAUGAUUACAAAGUCUUUAAGCAAGGCUUAUUUUAAUCUUGCACAAACCAAGUAUAUCCUUGGUCCAAGUAGACUCACGCAACAUCAGUAUGACCGCAGGAUGCAGACUCAAAUUCCACUAUCCAUAUCGGUAAAUGAACAAGGGAUCAUGCAGGUCAACUCGAUCCCUACAGAACCAGAGUCGUCAACUCAAUCCAAUACACCACUUCAAGAAACCUGUAUAGAUUCGGAAGAAUCUGAAUCGCAUAAACAGAGUGAAUCGGCUUUGCGACAUCGUAAGAAAAUACAACAUGAACCCAAUCUUCCUACAACUACCAAAGAGAUGGAUAGCGACUCUGAUACUGUAUCAGAUCCAAAAGAAUCCAAGUCAUCACAGUCCGCUGAUACUAAACCAACACAUAUUCGUGAUCCACUUCAUUGGUUUGGUCUACUCGUACCAUCACAUCUACGCGAAUCUCAACAACAGUUUAAAGCAGGACUUGAUCAUCUGAUUCUACUCGCAAAUCUCAAAAGUCAGAUUGUGCAUACUCUUCAAAAAUAUGAGGAUGCCGUUCAACUUCAUGCGCUCGAUACUGCUGCUACUUGA